AUGAACGCGAAAAUAAAAAUAUAUACGAGCAGUACAGUUAGUGUGUUUCAAUGUAUUCGAUGUAAAACUCUAUCCAGGUCUGUCGCAUCUCGCCUUCCGUACUUGCCUGCAGCACCAGCAAGCAGGAGAAGGAGGAAACUUACUCUAUUCCGUUUAUUAUUCAUAAAAGAUAACAAAGUUUCCGGACGACAGCAAAGCUGUGCACACCGCGACGAUGAACGGCGACGGCGCGCCUCUGCAAAGCGGCAGACGUCAUAUGAUACAGAUGAUGAGGUUGUAGCUGUAAUUGCUCACUUCGCCACCAUAUGA
This is a messenger RNA of Acanthoscelides obtectus, 309 nucleotides long. Lineage: Eukaryota; Metazoa; Arthropoda; Insecta; Coleoptera; Chrysomelidae. The record is from the annotation of a GenBank genome assembly.